UUAUAUGUACUCUUUAAUUUUAAUUUAAUUUUAAAAUAAUUCUCUGACCUCAAACCGGAACAACAACAACGCGUUGCACUUCGGGCGUUCAUAUUAGAAUUUUUAAUUUUUUUGCAAGUUCCAACAAGUUUCGAUAAUAAUUAAACUAUAAACAUACUGUGCACGGUUUAAUCUCAGCUUUUAGACCGCGUUGCUUUGUUUCGUGGCUCUUUUCAGUUCCACGGUGCUCGGAGUAAACUCGCUCGGUGGUUUUGUGGAGGAGGAGGAGGAGAUCUCAGGACGGGACGGGAGCUUUGGUUUGUGCGUGAAAAUGAAGAAAGUGUUGGUGUUUUUGGUGUCGCUGUACGUCUGCGCUCCUGUCUGCGUCUUCCUCUUCCCCUGGAUCCUGGGAUUCGCCGUGUUUGGCCACUGGAACGCUGCUCCAUUCUUCGUAGAUCUGACUCGGCCCGAGCUCCUCCUGAACCACACGGUGAACUUCUACCUGAACCCGGAGCCGCAGGUGUCAGUGGGAGUGUGGCACUCGCUCCCCUCCAGUCUGUGGGCGGCGGCUCAGGGGAGGAGCUCGCUGUGGUACGAGGCGGCUCUGGGGGACGGCCGACCUGUUGUCAUCUUUCUCCACGGCAACGGAGGAACCAGAGCUGCAGAGCACAGAGUCGGACUAGUGAAGAAACUAACCGCCGCUGGGUUUCACGUCUUUUCUUUAGAUUACAGAGGCUUCGGAGACUCGAGCGGCGACCCGACUGAAGCAGGAGUGACCAAGGACGCCCUCUACCUGUACCACUGGGUAAAGCGCCGCAGCCGAGGGAACCUCAUCUGCCUCUGGGGACAAUCUCUGGGCACCGGUGUCGCCACAAACGCCGCCGUCCGCUUACAAAAUCAAGGUUCUGGUGUUGACGUCGUGGUGCUUCAAGCCGCCUACACCAGCGUCCGAGAGUUAGUGGCUUUAGACGCUCUGGCUCAGCCGUACAUUUUCCUUCCUGGGUUUAAAAGUUUGAUCUGGACGCUUCUGGAAAAGAUCGAAAUUGAAUUUGCAAAUGACAAAAAUUUACAAACGUUGACGAGUCCUGUGCUGCUGCUUCACGCCAAAGACGACACCACCGUCCCGUUUUCCAUGGCCCAAGAGUUGUUCGCCGUCUCGGUUCAGACUCACUCUCGGGUAAAUCGAGCAGAUGAGGUGGAGUUUGUUUCUUACAGUGAAGAUCUCGGUUAUAAUCACAGAAACAUUUAUCUGGACCCGGAUCUGCCCGACGUCGUCACGAGUUUCUUCCAGAAGGUGAAACGAGCGUCUGCUGCAAAGUCCAUGUGACCAGAGUCGAUACAAAUACUGUUGUACUUUUAAUAUUCACCAAUUGUAUUUUGCACAGUUUGUUUUUUAUGAUGAAGUGUGAAGUUUUUACUUAAAUGGAAUUAAAAAGAUGAACAAAGUAAUUAAA
Boleophthalmus pectinirostris (great blue-spotted mudskipper) is the source of this 1433-nucleotide messenger RNA. Its product is annotated as lysophosphatidylserine lipase ABHD12. Bases 311 to 1306 code for a protein of 331 amino acids. Gene Ontology annotation, molecular function: phosphatidylcholine lysophospholipase A1 activity; monoacylglycerol lipase activity. Gene Ontology annotation, cellular component: endoplasmic reticulum membrane. Gene Ontology annotation, biological process: phosphatidylserine catabolic process; monoacylglycerol catabolic process. The transcript has 13 exons. NCBI's taxonomy places the organism in Eukaryota, Metazoa, Chordata, Actinopteri, Gobiiformes, Gobiidae. The record is from RefSeq and is a predicted model, not a curated record.